AUGGCCGAUUGCAUCUCACUCAUUCUGUAUCGAUGCGCAAAUCUCUUUGAACGGUUUAUCAAGGGGUAUCUGGGUACCAAAGAUGAUCAUCUCAAGGCACUCUCCGACAUUGGCAGGUGGAUCUAUCUGCUUCGGGUGAUAGAUCCUAUGUACGUCUUGCAAGACGUAGUCUACCAUUUUGCACUUUUUGAUAAGGCAGGCGGCUUGAAAGGACUCGGUCGAUUAACGAGUUCCGUCAUGGCAUCGAACUCCCAGGAGAGAGAGAUGCAUUUUGACCUGACCCCCGACCUAGAGUGCGCCCGCUGUGCUGGUGACGGAAAUGGAAUUGACGAGACCUAUAUGGUUAUUUUUUCUCUGGUGUUUAUCAGGCUGGGCAUGCUGUCAUGGGGAGGCUCGGUUAGCGCCAUCCACCUUGCAUCGGCGUCAUCCUCCCGGCUCUAUUGCUCCAGACGAAGGGAAGAGGAAACGGGAAUCAACUCAGUCAAGAACACUGUCGAAAAGUUUCCGAAUUACCUUUCCUUAGAAGCUCUAGGCCACGAGUCUUCCUAUCUCCAUGUCGGCAACCUCAACAAACUCCAAAUCCCCCCCUUCACCGUCCGGAAUAUCCCAUUCACGGCUACUUCCGAGAACUUAAGCUCGAUGACCGAUCCUCCGGACCUUAUCCUCCUCGCCAGAAGAGUUGCGGAGCGUAACGGUCAUCUAAUACCCAACGCUGUAGAAUUUGAACCCUUGAAGGGAGCCUGGGCCCGAGCCUAG
Molecule: messenger RNA, 756 nt
Organism: Colletotrichum lupini
Lineage: Eukaryota; Fungi; Ascomycota; Sordariomycetes; Glomerellales; Glomerellaceae
Exons: 8
Coding region: 1-756 (251 amino acids)
Source: RefSeq, a predicted model, not a curated record